AUGCCUCCAUUUAUACCACCUUCAUUUGAAUCAAUUGAAGCAAAAGCAUGGGCCUGCAAUACCGUCGAUAGUCUGCUGUCAACCCCGGCUCCCAUCACGUUCGAACCAUAUCCUAUCAGCGACAUUCCUCAGACAUCCUUGAACGAUGAACAGCCCACCACCACGGUAUUUACCCCGCCUGAACGUAAAAAAGAAGCGAUGCGUCGAUCCUUUUCACUGUUGGAAAGCCGGUUGUUCCGUUCGUCGCGCAACAAUUCAUUUUACACCAACGAUGAAAAGUAUGAAGUCAAUCUUCGUCAUCAAGAAUCCAAUUCGGAACCUAUUAUACCGACUAAUUGCCAAUCUCGAUCGUCGUUCUCCCGCCUUCGUCGUCCUUGGACAUUCGACGCUCAUAUUCCUGUACCGUUUUCGACUCGGUCUGCUCAAUUGGCACGGUUCGUGGUAGCCGAGUUGAUCACCACCGAAGAAACCUACCUCAAUCACCUUACCAAUUUAAAAAAUGUAUUUAUCGAUCCAUUGCUUGAAGCUGCAGACACUCGGCAUCACCCACCGCUCGUGAAUAUGCGUGAUGUACAAACCAUCUUUGCGUAUGUACCACAGUUAAUGGUACUUUCCAGUAUGCUUGUUCAACGCCUGCAUGACGGCAUUCGUGUAACCGAAGAUGCACCGAGUUUGGUCGGUCGAAUUUUCUGUGACUUGGAAAAAGCUUUUGAAGUGUAUAUUUGUUAUGCGGCCAACUAUCGUCAAUCACAAAAAUGCCUCUUGAAAGCCGGCCGUAAUGUGGUAUACCGACAAUUUAUCCAGGAUUCGUUACGUAAAAAGGAGAAUCAUCGGAUGGGAUUAGCCGAUUACCUAAUUGCUCCUAUUCAACGUAUCACACGCUACUGCCUACUGUUAAAAGACCUGAUAAAGAACUCCAAUCCGAGCCACUCGGAUUAUCCUUGCAUUGAAAAAGCCCUGAAAUCACUUACCGCUCUUGCACUGGCAAUGAACAAUAUCCAAUAA
Messenger RNA from Radiomyces spectabilis, 1005 nucleotides. Its product is annotated as Dbl homology domain-containing protein. The transcript has 6 exons. Gene Ontology annotation, biological process: intracellular signal transduction. The record is from RefSeq and is a predicted model, not a curated record. Bases 1 to 1005 code for a protein of 334 amino acids. NCBI's taxonomy places the organism in Eukaryota, Fungi, Mucoromycota, Mucoromycetes, Mucorales, Radiomycetaceae. Gene Ontology annotation, molecular function: guanyl-nucleotide exchange factor activity.